This is a messenger RNA of Pteronotus mesoamericanus, 8273 nucleotides long. It is a transcript of the gene PRR14L, whose product is annotated as proline rich 14 like. Bases 190 to 6591 code for a protein of 2133 amino acids. Lineage: Eukaryota; Metazoa; Chordata; Mammalia; Chiroptera; Mormoopidae. The transcript is spliced from 9 exons. The record is from RefSeq and is a predicted model, not a curated record.
AGAGACGAAGAGGUGGCGGCGGCCGGAGCGCCCCUGGGCUCUCUUGGCUCGGUAGGCUCAGGUAGACUUCGCGGCGGCUGGGCUGCGGCUGCAGAAACCGGGCUGGCGGGGCGAGCGCGGGCCGCGGAGCAGGCCUCAGGGGUGAACCGUUUGAUGUAAGACUUGACUCCAUAAUCUACAUCUGCCCUAAUGCUGUCAUCCGGAGUAGAGACUCAGCCAGUUCCACUUGAUUCCUCCAUGUCUGCUGUGGUACAGGAAUUAUACUCUGAACUCCCAGUAAGUGUCUCCAAAGAGCUUCAUGUUGACCCUGAGCCAAGUUUGAUUCCAGAUGUAAAACCUGGAGCCUCAAGCUCUCUUAUAAGUCAGAGUAGGGCAGUGCCCUUGGAGCUGCAGAGGACUCCUGCGGAAAAUUGUGAAGAAAUCUUUGAGACCUUGGAUCAUGGGGGAGAGCCUGGGCGGUGUGGGCUGGUGGACUCCACAGCAGGAGGUUCUGUGGCUUCUGGGAUCUUGGAUAGGGAAGAGAAUACCAAGAGCAUGGAGCUAAAGGUCUUCAGAGAUCGAGGGGACCAGGUGGAAAUUGUAAGAGAUCCCUGUGAGGGAGCAAAGGAAGACCCAUGUCAACAUUCCACAGCCGCUGAAGAAAAGAUCAGCUCAAGUCAGGAGGACCUCCUGAUGCCGCUGCCCAAAGAACUGUUAUGCACAGACUUGCCUGGAGAUUGUCUGAGGAGCAAAGAAGGAAAUGUACAAAUUACAACUGAAACUCGACUAAAAUCUACUGAAGAAGUACAAGGUAUGAAGGUCAAUGGGACUAAGACGGACAAUAAUGAAGGACAUAAGAAUGACAAUGUGAGUAAAGGUCUCUCGUCUGGGUGCAGCGAUUACCCAGAAGUAUACAAAAUCAUGACCAGUGGUGAGGUUUCAGAAACCAGCACAUUAGUUUCCCUAGAGGCUUUAAACUUUGUGGACCCUGGAUUAACAGAAGCAACUCCUAAAGAAAGAGAAUGUGAAGAAUUAAAAACUUGUUCUUCUUGGUUGUCAUUAUUACCAGGGAACAGUGCCAUUUCCAAAGUGGACAAUGGGAAGGAAGAGUUGUGUAAGUUAAGCCUUGUCUGUGAAGCAGAUGACAAUCACCAACAGAUUCUUGGCCACCAUAAUGAAAAUCAUGGUUCUGCACAGGGCAGUCCCAGACCCAUGAGAGAUGUAGUUGUUGUAGAACCCUUAGGGAAAAAUUCUGAAGUUUCAUAUUUCAAAUCAAGUUUGUCUGGUCCAGAAUCCAGAACAACAUCCUUAGAAAAACGUGGUCUUGAAGGUGAUGGCUUGCUAAAGAGAUCUGCUGAAAAUACAGACAGUUCCUCUUUUGAUGGGAAUGAUCAAAGCAAGAAUGUGGCUUCUAGAGAAGAAAAUGAAGAACAGUUUUUGAACCCCAAGAAUGAAAGAGAGGAACUCUUUCUUGUUAAUGCCAGUCAACCAGAAGAGGCUGCCGUUGGUCAUUGUUCCAGAGAAAAAAAGAUUGUUGCCUCCCCAAAAGAAAAUACCCACAGUAACUAUUGCAUUCAAGGCAGUAUCCAUGCAGACAACUCUGGUUCUUCAAUGCCCAGUUCUUUUAGCGAAGCCACGGAAAUAAUGUUUAAAAAAAAAGAUUUGAAAAUCACUUUAGACAUGCAAGGUAGCUUAACAAACCAUGAGGACCAUAGAGAAACCUUUACUAGCUUUUCUUCCUCGAUGCAGCUCGAAGAGCCAGAACAGACAACCACUAUCAAGCCCAGUACAUUAAGUGAAAAGAUUUAUAGUAAAGACCCUAAUUCCUUAGUCAGCAUGCAGAGAAAUCUGGAAGGCAACACCCAGUUAAAUGAAGAAUCAUAUAAUGAAUUUGUGAUUAAAAAAAAAUCCCUUGUGAGUGUAAUGCCAGAGGACCAGAUAAGUCCUGUAAGUGAGGAAUCAAAACCCAAGAAAGAUACUGCUCAGCUGUCAUCAUCCCUAGACUCUGAUUAUAGACCUGUGUCAGAGAAAGCUGUACAGACUUUACAGGACAAUAUUCCACGUUUAGAUGAACAGAGCAUUAUGCGUGAGAUAAAUGAACCUCCUUGUACUGAUGAACUGGUUCUAAACAAAUUAGGAAGUGACUGUGUUUUAAAUCAAGUGUCCCUUAAUUCUCAAGACCAUGCGAAGUUGCCAGUUGGCAAAGAGAUGCCUUUAGUAAUAAGUGAGGAUUCCCAACAGAGCCAUCACCCUCCAUUAGAGGAUGGAGCCAACAUCAUUGCUGAAAUCCAAACCAUUCCCAUGAAAACAAAAAUGAAAGACAUCUCCCCACCAGGUGACAAAACCUGUGGUGCUUCCUCAAGCAAUCCUACCUUAAAUAUCAAACCAGGAAGCCUAGAAAGACAAAACAAGAUGGCUGGUUCAGAAACGGAAGACCUACAUUCCAGACUUCUCCCAAGUAAAAAAGAAGCAGCAAUCUUGCCUUCAGAGGUCUCUGUCAUGGAAUGUCAAAGUGUUCAAUCUCAGGACCUCUCUAGCUGCCACUGUAUAGGAAAAAAUGUGCCAGAAGAGAGCAUGUGUUCUGUGUGUGCUGCUUUUGAGUCUAGCAGAACCAUCCUGGAAGUUGAAAAUUCUUUGAUAACAAAGUAUGAAAACACAUUUCAGCACAGCAAUAGCCACUCCCCAGAAAGCGAAGACUCCUCGGAAAGUAGCACCCAUACAGCGGGUUAUACACUGCAGGAAAAGGAGCUUAACGGAAGAGAAACUAAAGGCAGCCUUCCAGGAGAUGAGGUCAGAAAUGAAAGGACAGCAGGUAUGUUAAAUAGUGAAGCUUCAAACAAAACCAUUCACACCACUAAUCACAUCCAAGCCAAUGAGAAAGGGCUAGAAUUAAAGGAACAGGAUACACCCAAAGACACUGUGUUUUGUGAACAUAAUAUCUUUGAUUGUGCCACACAAGAACUAAACCAAUCUGUAAACAUUCCAAAUCCUGAAAAACUGUUGGACCAGUCUCGUACUGCUGAGUUUGCCAAUUUUAAAAACAUGAACCAAGCAGUUAAAAGUCUUGAUCAGAAGACAGAUGAAGUCUUUGACUGCCAUAGUAACCCUGACAUACCACAUGAAUGCAGAAGUGCAGAUAAGUCAUCUAAGGAGACACUAGGUAAUGACCAGAGAGACACCAUCACAGAGCCUAACACAGAGGUAAGCCACAACGCAAAGGAUCUGUCAUUCAGUUCAGGCAAUAACAAACUGUCUAGUGGUAGCCUGAAAAAAGGCUAUUUGAAAGGAGCCUUUGAAAGGACUUCUAGUUGUGAGGAAUCCACAGAUGGUAUGGUAGACAUCAUUUACACAGACUGUAGUAAUAAGCCUAUGGAAGGCAUGCUGGAUGUAAGAGCAUCUAGCACACUUGAUGGUGGUACAUGGCAAGGUAGAUUGGCAUUAACUGAAACCUCAAGGAGUACCCUGUCUCAGAGAGGAGACUUGAAUGCUGCAUGUAUAGAAAAGAUUGACCAGGAUUCAGAUUCCCCAGACGCUAUUUCCUCUGCAGUGGAAUCUCUUGAAAUAAAAAAAUCAUGUGAAGAGACAGUCUGCAGAUCAUUAAAAGACUGUGAAAUGGAAGCGUGUCCAGACUCUUCUGCCAGUGAGAUGGAAUCUAUUGCAGAUCAUGAACCAAAUAUAGGAAUAUCAGAUAGUGUUAAUGUGUCUUUAAAUCAUAUUCAUUAUGAAUGGCAAGUUAAAGAAGCAUCUCUGAGAGAGACACUAGGAAUGACUGAAAGGUCAAGACUAGAAAUGCAUCCUGAGUUUGACAAGGAAAAUACCUUUGAAAUUCCCUCAAAAGAAUUGAUGUCUUUUAGACACCAAAAUGAGAUAUCUGUUCCCACAGAGAGGCUGAAAUCCAUUGAGAUAAUGCCUUUAUAUCUGUCUUCUCAAGAAAAUUCAGACGCUAACUUUAAUAGUGAAGAAAUGGGCCUGAAAAAUAUUUUUAAACCAAAAGAUGGUGAAAUGCUUUGUGAAAAUGUAGAGGACUGCACAGUCCUGCCUGAGGUGAAGGAAGGAGCUCCAAGGGAUAUAAGUAAUUCUAGUGAAGGAAACAGCAUUGACAGCAGUGUAAAAAUUGUGCCUUUGAUGAUGGAAAAAGAAACUAAAGUGAAAGGAGAAGAAACCGAAGAACAUCAGAGGGGACCCCUGGAUCACAUAGCUGUUGGGGAGGAAUCUGAGGAGAUGAUUUCCAGAGAUGGUGAUCUUGGUGAAAAUAUGAGUGAGAUUUCUCAGACACACUUUAAAUCUCUGAGGAUGCUUGGUAAUGCUGAAAAACAACAAAGCCAAAGGGAUUUGGAUUACAUGUGUCAGAGGGAAGAGGAAUAUAUACAUCAAAAAGAAGCACAUACGAUAUUGGAACAAUCAUCAUCUAAUAUGUUAUCAAAUGAGGUGCAAAAUGAGAACCGACCUAAGGAUUGCAAAUAUGAGUACACCGUGAUUAAGGAAAUCUCCCCAGCAAAGCUGGCCAAGGAAAACAUUACUGGACAGUUUCAGAAGUUGAAAGAACCAAAGGAGGAAAACCUAUGUCAUCCAUUAAAAAAGGGCAUUGAGUUGUGCAUAGGUCCUUGCCUUCGUGGUGCCCCCCAGAAAGCACAAAACCCCAAUUCUGCUAGGUGUGACGAAAUAUAUGGUGCCUUUGGGGACACUUCACACCAGAAAAGAGUACUUCCCUUAAAGAAGCAGCCUCAUCGGACGUGUAAGAAAGUUUCCUGUCAGGAGCAAGUCAGCAUGGGGAGAAAGAUAAGUAAAAUCAGAAAUUCUGCCUUUUUAAAGAGUUCCUCUGAAACCAUCCCCACAAAAACACACAGAUUUCUCAGUUCACAUGCUGUGUCUGCACCCACACGACUGGAACCCGAAACAGUACCUACCAGGAGCUUAGUCAGUCACAUACCAAAGCAGAAGGCCACUCCGUGCCAUCUCUUAAGGAGCCUGAGUGUCAGGAAGCCUACCAAAGAAUCAGCCUUACUCAGCAAGCUCUCCAUCCUUGCCUCCAAACUGGCCCCAGCCACAAAGACUCAGAAACUAAGGUAUCGGCGGUGUUCCUCUGAACUACUUCCAGUGGCUAAAAGCUACAAGCGGCUCAGAUAUAAAAGGCUCCUAGAUGGAUUUUCAUACAAUACAAUGCAGUUGAGUCCGUAUUUGACAGCUAGUGGAUGGGAUAAGAGGCCUAACAGUAAACCCUUGACACUUUAUCCUCUUGAAGCCAUCAAAAUGAGCUUCAUAGAUUUGAGCAACAAGAUGCCGUUGCUGCUGUUCGGUUCUGAAAUCUUCCCAGUAUCCUUUCAUGUGAAAUCAGGCUCUGAGUGUGUGACUGAGUCCCCAAGGACUUUUCCUGAGCACUGUGCUCCAGCGAGGCUUGCCUUAGGAGAGGCCGCCCUGUGCCCUUCUCAACCUCCCAAGUGGACCUUUUCUUUCUUCUUAUCCCAUGGUUGCCCUGGAAUGGCCACAUUCAGGGAAGAUACUGGCCUCCACAGUCAGGCACAUGCCCAGGCUCCUCCACAGCCUCCAGUUCCGCUCCGAGACUACGGAGGCACCGCCAUAGUCCAGACAAGAGCAGGCUGCUCUAUCCUUGGCCUUCACACACUCCUAGCACUUUGUUCCCCUGGAUGUUAUCGAAUCUGGACAAAAAAACGGAGCUUCUCCAGUCACACGCCUACCAUGCAGAGGCUCUUCAUGACCCAGUUUACACAAGGCUUGAAAGGAUUAAAGUCCCCAGCCUCCAUAGCAGACAAGAUCUUCAGCUCUCUGCCCUAUUCGGUGGGCCGAGUGCUAUCAGUUUGGAGCCAGCAUGGGCCUUCUGCCUGCCCCUUCGAAAUCUCUGCUCUUCAUUCCACUCACAGCAAGCGACAGCCAACUCUGGGCACCACAAGCAGCCACACCAUGUUACCAUAUGUGCCUCUUCCAGGCAUGGAAGCUACUUACAACACCAGCGGCAGUCAGAUGAGGCUAGAGCCUCCAUUCCCUGCCUUGGUACCAAAGUCCUGCUUGGUAACAGACUCAGCUGUCAGCAAGCUCCUGCUUUCAGCCUCUGAGUUCCAGGUUCCUGGAUUAGAUGAACUGGAUGGUGUGACAGCCUCUUGUCCCCAUCCACAAAGCAGCCCUCCAGAACAGAAAGAGGCUGAGCCAGAGAAGAGGCCAAAGAAAGUCUCACAGAUUCGCAUCCGGAAAACCAUUCCUAAGCCAGAUCCUAAUCUUACUCCAAUGGGCCUCCCUCGACCCAAAAGGUUAAAGAAAAAGGAGUUCAGCUUAGAAGAAAUAUAUACCAACAAGAAUUAUAAGUCUCCUCCUGCAAACAGGUGUUUAGAGACCAUCUUUGAGGAGCCUAAGGAACGAAAUGGUACUCUAAUUUCAAUCAGCCAACAGAAGAGGAAGCGAGUUCUAGAAUUUCAGGAUUUUACAGUCCCGCGAAAGAGGAGAGCUCGUGGUAAGGUUAAGGUGGCAGGCAGCUUCACCAGAGCCCAGAAGGCAGCACUGCAGAGUCGAGAGCUGGAUGCCCUUUUGAUACAGAAACUCAUGGAACUGGAGACCUUCUUUGCCAAGGAAGAGGAACAGGAGCCAUCAUCUGGUUGUUGAGAAGCAAUUUGGUUUGUGGGUCUUGGUGUUAGGUUGUCUGGGCCUCCUUAGAAGAGGCUGCCUAAUUUUGCCCUAUGCCCAAACCACUCCAAAUGCAGUCCAUGGAUUUUUACCUGUUUCAAGGUGCAACCUUUUUAGAAACUGGUGAAGGAGGGUCCUCUACUUCUACUGCUGAGUAUAGAACCUCAGGAAUGCUCCCUGUCUCCUGGAAGUGGUCCUGAAUGACACCUGGCCUCCUCCUUCCACGCUCUGCCAUCCACAGGAGGAAGACACAGCAUACUUUCAGUAACACUAGGAUUCCAAGGACUCACUGCAUUUGCACGUCCAUGUGAAAGUCCCAUGUUGUUUACGGUGGUGCUAGACCAAGAUUAUUUAGAGACGUUGCCUAGGGAGGGGGACCUGGCGUCCUGUCCUGUCCUUCAUGGUCUCACUGGCUCAUUUCAGUAGUUGAGUAAAGAUGAGCCUGUGGUGUUUUCUAAUCCUUUGAGUCUGUCUGCCCAGAAUGUGGCGCGCGCGUGCGUGCGUGUGUGUGUGCGUGUGUGUGUGUGUGUGUGGCUUUUUCCCAUCAUUUUUUUUCUCCCUUCUGUGACUGGGUCACUAGUGCCACAGGAGCCCGUCCAGGCCCCAUUCGAAGUAAGUUGCACUUUUUAAUGUUGUGGUGUUAUUUGCAUUUGUUUUAUUUCCUUUUUUUUUUUUUUUUAAUUGCUGCAUGUUUGGAGCCUUUAAAUGUGAUUUUAAAGCAAUUUUUUUACGACAUCGAGGAGAAAGACAAUACAUGUCUUCAGAAUAGAUGGUAGACGUUGACCCAGUUUAUCAGGCAUGGUUUGGGACAGUGGAGAGACAUUUUUGCAUUCACGUGUUUCAAGCAAUCCCUUCCCCAUCUCCACCUUCUAGUGUAAUUCAUUAGAGGGAGCACUUUUUGCAUCUGGGUUCUCAUUCUUGCCUACUAAGUAAGUAGAUGUAUUAAUUUUAAUGAUGAAAGUAAGAGGAGGUUUCUCUCCCAAUCGUUUAAAAAGUGUGAAGGUUGGGUGUGGUCUUUUAAUGGUUUCUUUCUGAAAUGGUGUUGGUAUGUAACAAAGUUUGGUACAGCAGCCUGAGUGGUGAUAAAGGCCGACCCAUAGUGUUUGCAGCUGUCAGAGCAGCCUGCUGUGAGUGGAAAGAGGUGACGCAACAUGGUUCAAACUCGGUGAUGCAUUUGUGGUGGGAUCACGAAAUUCCACAGCCGGCCCUCUCUGGGGACACCUCACUGUACUCUGGGCUCCUGGGUCAGACCUGCUGGAAAUGUAGAAUGGCAGAGUUUGCUGAGCUGCUGCUUUGUGCCCAUAGGAGUCUGUGGGCAGGAGGAUGCUGUGUGGGUUAGCCAGCCUGGAGGUUUCAUUCCUUUCCCACCAGUCCCUGUGUUCCCUCACCCUGCUUCCCCUGACCUCUUUUCCUUGUGUGUUUUCCUUUCUCUCUCUCUCUCUUUCAAAACAAGAGUUCAGAGAAUUAACAUUCCUUGGCUGGUGAAUGGGAUACUAGAUGGAGCCUCAGGACACUGCUCACCUCUUUCCAUCCUUGUAGGAGCCACUGCUGGGAAGCAGCUGCCAGUGGGAACUGUCAAAGCUUCAGAGACGUUUUCAAGUCAGUCUGUUAGAGGAGAGUGAGUGGUGCGGUCCUGGAAUGUGUCUCCUGGAUUUCUUUCG